CUUCGAUAAAACACACUGCUAACGGGAGAAUAUAUAAUGUUGAUCAAAUAUUUGUAUGUUUUGUGCAUUGUAUCUGUGGCUGGUCUGAAAGUUUCGUUCGAAAACUUUGUGCAACACAGUGGAUUUGAAAUAGGAUCAUUCGAUCUACGUGUACGAAAGUUCAACCGUAGCACUACGUCAUUGAACGGAUCGGUCAUCCUACACACAUGGAUAGACAACAGCAUCAUGUUUACAUUAGAUUUAUUUCACAGUCGGCUCGGAAAUCAGCAGUUUAACCACUAUCCAAUGAAGCUGCCAUCGUGUGGUACGUGCGACUUUCUAGACAACUUGCAAAAAGGCUAUGGGGAAUAUCUAGAAGGGUGUUCCAAUUUACCCGAGAUCGGCGAGUGCCCCUUUUCGCCACGAAUCAUCGACAUACGCGAUAAGGCUUUCCCAAAGGAAGUAAUACCACCGGUAAUGCCAAGAGGACUUUGGAAAGCGUUGAUAACUGGGAAAAUAAAUGGACAGGAAGUAAUAUCUUAUCACAUACUCGUGAAAGGGUACGAUGAUUUCUAGCCACCCUUUACCUUAUGUUGAUAUACACAUUCUUAAAAAUAUAUUAUAAUCAUUCAAAAUGUGAAGUGAUUGUUUUAAAUUUUGAAUAUUUGGAAGGUAUAAGUGUAUUAUGCGUCCCGGAGAACGUGAAGAAUUAUAGCAAUGGCGAAGAUCAGGAAACUUAGCUGGGUUGUAAAUCUUAGCUACCUCGUACUGCAGAUGAUGUCGCACGUUGAGUUAGAUGGUUUGCUGAUCCGGUAAUGGACAUUAUUUAAGGUUUGAAGGAAAACGGUUCA
Anopheles funestus (African malaria mosquito) is the source of this 830-nucleotide messenger RNA. RefSeq lists its product as uncharacterized. The transcript is spliced from 2 exons. Bases 37 to 555 code for a protein of 172 amino acids. NCBI's taxonomy places the organism in Eukaryota, Metazoa, Arthropoda, Insecta, Diptera, Culicidae. The record is from RefSeq and is a predicted model, not a curated record.